Heterotrigona itama is the source of this 3731-nucleotide messenger RNA. NCBI's taxonomy places the organism in Eukaryota, Metazoa, Arthropoda, Insecta, Hymenoptera, Apidae. The record is from the annotation of a GenBank genome assembly.
CUUUUGCAGUAUCAUAAUAUUUUCAUACUACAGUAUUUCAUACUUAACUAUACAUCAUUGUCAGUUCGUUUUCACGAUUUUCGUUUUCUUAUCGUACUCGUCUUCACUGUGCAAUGAUGAAAAAGUUUUAAGUGAAUUCUUCAAAUUUCCUUCCAUAGCCAUGAUAUUAGAAACAAAAAACUUUCUAGUGUAAAUUGAUUGGAAAGAAUUGCAACUGAAAUGUAACGUUGGCUACUCAAUGAGUUGAAGAGCCUCGUGUGUACCAUAUAGAUUCCUCGCAGAACAUUCAUAUUUCAGAACAACCAUUAUCAGUUAUUACCAAUUUUAAAGGAAACGCAUGCUAUCGUCUUUCUAAUUACCGUCUUUUCUCAGUAUCGUGAAUAAAUUAACGUACAAUCGACUGAACAAGCAAAUUGCAAUCUAUCUGCUUUUCUCAAAGAUAUUGCACUGAGAGACUGUUGCGUGAUAACUUCUCCUUAACAGCUGUUUAGUAUCACAGGCUGUGCCGAUGUAUGAUGUAAUUAUUCGCUAUUAUCAUUGAGUCAGCUAACGCUAUAAGAAAUUAUUAACGUGUACGUUGCUUUCUGGUCUACAUAGUGGUAUGGUUUAUUAAUUUACUCGUGUGUGCGAUAUAAUGCUAUAUAGGGUGAACAUCUGCGUAUUACGUUGCGAUAUAAUAGUCUUCUGUCAUCGAGGAAUUCGUUCGUAUAAUACUUCACCUCGUUCCUCGUUUCGUACUUACUCCAUUCUAUCCAUAAAGCGAGUACCAGUUCGUUGAAGUUAUGUUGAAACAAUUCACGCCGGAGAAAGUUAUUCGCAUGAUAAAACUGAGCGUAGCGUUGUGUUGCUGUUGGCCACUUCCUGUCACAAGUAGCAGAAUUCGCGUCUGUGGUUACAAAGUUCUGCAAAUUUUCACCGUUAUCAGUGCUUGCUUGGUGCUUCUCCCUCUGUUAUAUUCGACUUAUUUGCACUCGGACGAUAUCGUCAUUGUUUCGAAAUGUAUCUGCGUAUCGAUAGGUAUGAGUCAACUUAUCGUACAGACGCUUAUAUGUCUGAUCAAGCACGACUCCCUGCAAGUAAGUGCAACAUCUUCAGAUUUAUUUAUGUAGAAUAUUCCUAGACGUGUAACAGUUGGUUAAUCCUUCGCUGGUAUUAUGGGUCACUAAGUUUCUUCACUAUUCAAUUUUUCUCAAAUCCUUUUCACCAAACUUCUAUUUUUAUUGCGAAAACUUUGGCUGCACAUUAAAUUAGAGACUAUGAAUAAAUGCCCCGGAAUUUUUCCAAAUUUUUUUAACAUCCGAGACAACAAGAAAUCAGGCGAGAGAAUGAAAGACCUGUAAUGCCGGCGGAUGGUUAAAGAUCAUUCGCUGAAGAAUAUCUUUCAAAUCCUGUAGAUCUACAAACACUGUUGCCAAACAACAAACGUUGUUCAAUUAUAUAACUUCGACUUUGAAAUACAAUUAAUUAAAGUUCCAACCUUAGUAACGUUAUAUUAAAUUUUCUAAUUAACAAAAGUAUUACCAUACCACGAAUUGAUUUCUUUCGAAGUCUAAAUUUUCAAAUUUUAAAGCUUCCAAAUAUUCACUAUGGGUUAUAGCGUGUAGUCGGAGAAAUGGUGGCUUGUGUCAAACAGGCGGAACAAUACGAAACGGAGAUUUUCUACAAGUACAUUGCAAAGUGCGACACGUUUUACGGUGGUGCCAUUGUAUUUACAUACUUGACUGCAACUGCUUUUUUACUAGGACCUGCGAUCAUGCCGGUUUCCUUCCCGUUAGAUGCUGAAUAUCCAUUCCGCGUUAAUUACACACCGGUAAAUGUUCUCAUAUAUCUGCACCAAUCGGUAGUCAGUUAUCAGUGUUCUGCAAACGUAUGCUUAUGCAUAUUUGGAGCGCUUCUAUUUUGGUUCACGGCUGCGAGGUUCGAAUGUCUGGCAAUCGAAUUUGAAAAAAGUUCGAACAUCGAUAUGCUGAUCGCUUGCGUCGAGAAACAAUUAUACUUGAGGAGAUAUGCGGAAGAAGUGGUCAGUUGCUUUCGUUUUGUGGUGCUUUAUACUAUAGCGGUAACGACAUUUGCAAUGAUUCUAUGCGGUGUUAUAAUGAUCAUGGAUGCACCGUUAAUUGUAAAGAUGCAAUUUAUAACCAUAUGUGUUACUGUACUGACGGAAGUCUAUAUGUACGCGUGGCCAGUUGAUCAUAUGAAGGAAAUGAGUUUACACAUUUUGACAAGUGCAUACAACUUAUUAUGGUACGAGCAUACAGUAAAAAUGCAAAAGAAUUUACUGAAUGUAUUAUUGUACCAAAAACCGGUGUUUUUUUCCAUCAGUUGUUUAGUGCCAGAGCUCUCUUUGCGCUAUUACUGUUCGUUCUCCAUAAAUAUCCAUAUAACGUGCCACUAUUCAGUCGAGCACCGUCUCUUUCGGCGUAUAUACGCAAGUCAAACAUCUUGAAUGAUGAAAUCAUGUUGAAACAAGUGACGCUGGAGAAAGCUAUCAACAUCAUUUGGCUCAGUGUAGCUUUGACCUUCUGUUGGCCGCUUUCAGUGAACAGUAGCAGAACUCAAAUCAUAGUCUACAAAAUCAUGCAAAUUUGUGGAAUCAUUAGCGUUUGCUUGCUACUCUUGCCAUCAGUAUACACGAUCUACUUGUACCCGGACGAUAUGGAAGUUGUAUCGAAAAGCGUAAGCCAAUUGCUAUGCGAGGUUCAAGGUAUCAUUCAGACCGUUAUAUGUUUCUACAAGCACGACAAUCUACAAAAUCGGUUACAGUGCAUAGUCGAAGAGUUGUGGACAUGCAUCAAACAGGCCCAACAAUACGAGAGAGAGAUUUUCUGCACAUAUCUCGUGAGAUACAGCACGUUAUACGGAGGUUAUUUAGCGAUUGCUUACGCGAUGGUGUUUCUUUUCACUGUCGGACCUCUGAUCCUUCCAUUUCCCUUUUUAAUACAAAUGGAAUAUCCAUUCGACGUUAAUCGUACGUUAGUGAGCACUGUCAUACGUGCGCAUCAGAUCGUCGUUUUUUAUCAAUGCUGCGCGCAUAUGUGCCUAUGUGUGUUCGGAGCGCUUUUAAUUUGGUUCGCGGCCGCGAGAUUCGAAUGCUUGAUUGUGGAAGUGCAGAGAAGCACCGACAUCCGUAUGCUGGCCGUUUGCAUCGAGGAACAAUUACGUUUGAAGAGAUACGCGAAAGAAGUGGUUAAUUGUUUUCGUUUUAUGGUACUUUCUGUUAUAGCAACGUGCACAUUUGUCAUGACACUAUCCGCCAUUGUGAUGACUAUGAAUACACCGUUAAUGGUGAAAGUGAUGUACACAAGCUUGACUUCGUACUUUAUUCUGUACAUUUAUAUGUAUGCGUUGCCAGCUAAUCAUAUGAAAGACAUGAGUUUGAACGUUUCACAAAGUGUAUAUGAUUUAAAGUGGUACGAAUGUACCAUGAAAAUGCAAAAACAUAUAUUGAACAUGUUGACGUAUCGAAAACCGGUGAUCCUUUCCAUCAGUUGUCUAGUGCCAGAACUGUCUAUGCGCUAUUAUUGUUCGGUAAGAUGAGUUGACGUUCGAAUAUCGAUUGAAGGAUUUGCUGCAAUAAGAAUCACCUUUUAGUAAUAUCAGUAGAUCAACAGAAAUAAGAAGGUAAUAUUAUAGUCAAUAUUUUUAACGAUGUUCACAAAUUUUUAACAUCCGCAAUACAGAAAUUCAUAAUCAACUGAUGUUCUUUUACUAACAAUAUCUUCUAGCUUUGA